AUGUCCCAGACUGCUCGGGAGCGCCAUAACCCUCCGCCCAGACAGAAGUCUUGCGCAGCAUGUAUCAAAGCAAAGCGCAGAUGCGAUGCAAUGUAUCCCACCUGCCAGCGCUGCGCGCAGCGUGGUAUUGAAUGCGAGUAUCUGGCGCGCAAACGCCGCAAGGCCCCAACCUCCGUCGCGCCCAUUCCUACCCCCCCGUCGUCGACUGGCUUGGCCGACCUUAAUUAUCUGUCGGGCGGGAUCCCGUCCCCCCCAGUGGCGGCGGAAUCUCUAUGUGCGGGGUUCGCUUCUGGGGAGAGCUUGUUUCCCUCUAGUAUCGACCCGCUGAUGCCCAUGGUUGAUACAACGGACUUUGACCAGGAUCCAAGUUUCCUAUCCAUGUUUGACACUAUGGAAGACACGAACCUGGGACUAGUCCAUCAGCCAUCCGUGCUAGCAGCCCCCAUACACAGAGACAUAGAUCCAAUCGUCCUGUUUCAAGACAAACUUCAGUAUGCCCUGGAUGAGAUCAAGAAGAUGCCAGCAUCGAUGGUACGCGAGAUGAAGACCCCUUGGUGUCAUUUCAGGCUAUACAAAAGCGGCAUGCCUCGCCCAAUGCAAGACGCUGUUGCAUGCUGCGCUCUUUACCUGGCUAAAAAUAAGGUUAAUGGUCCCUUCAUCAUGCGGUCCAUUGAAGUCAAGGUGAACGAGCUUAUUGCGACGCCUGAGCCCUCCGAUACCCUGGGAUUACUGGCCCGUACGCAAGCCUUACUGCUCUACCACAUCAUCCGUGUCUUUGACGGCGAUAUUGCCGCCCGUGCUGCCGCAGAACGCACCCAGUCGGCACUCGAAGACUGCGCCAUGGCUCUUAUUCCGCUGGUCAGCUUCGACUGCGACCCUCAGAAACCGGCCGGGGCAAACCUAUCAUUGGAGCCGAUCGGGCAGGUGAACAAGUUCUGGCAGGACUGGGUCUUUGACGAGUCGGCUCGGCGGACGCUCCUGUUCACUUUCUUCUUCCUGCAGAUAUACCGGGUGCUGUCGGGGCCCGUCACCGAGUGCGAUGGGAGACUGGGGCUGUGCCACACGUUCACCCUGUCCUCGUACCUGUGGCACGCGGACGGGCCCCUGACCUUCGCCAGGGCGUGGAAGGAGAGGAGGCAUCUUGUCAUAUCGAAUGCGGAUUUCCAGGCUGUGUUCAGGGAGGCUCGGGCUGACGAGAUAGACGAGUUUGGGCGCCUCCUCUUGACCACGAUACUGGGGAAGGAGGAUACGGAAUCUUUUCUGGCUUCGAGGGGUGGUUCGUUGCAGAUACCAGCUUUGAUAGCAGCCUAG
Molecule: messenger RNA, 1311 nt
Organism: Clonostachys rhizophaga
Lineage: Eukaryota; Fungi; Ascomycota; Sordariomycetes; Hypocreales; Bionectriaceae
Source: the annotation of a GenBank genome assembly